ACACUAGGUCUCCCACACACACACAUGUACACACAGAGAAAAAUGCCUAAGUGGUGCGUGAUUUUCGUGCUUGUUUCAGUUGUAGUUCAUGCAAAUGCACGCGAGAUGCCUAGUAAUGGUGGUGAUCAUGCCCAUGACGACAACACGCUACUAGUGCAUGCCAGUGCUCCGGAGACAGAGUCACCUAAAGCCAAGGGCCUUGACGACAAGAAGAAUUUUGUAUACGGAAGUGUUGGAGGAUUUGCAGGGAUGGGUGGUUUUGCGGGCAUUAAUGGGGGUAUGCUGCCAAUCCUUGGUGGCGUCGGUCCAGGAAUCGGCAAGGUUGGUGGAAUAGGUGGGGUUGGGGGCAUAGGUGGGUAUAGUGGCAUUGGGGGUCUCGGUAGUGCAGGCGGUCUGGGUGGUGGCGGAGUUGGUACUGGCGGCAGCGUAGGUGGCGGAGUUGGCGCCGCCGGUGGUCUGGGUGGUGCUGGUGGGCUUGCUGGCGGCCAUGGUGGCCUCUUCCCAAGUCCUUAAGUCAUGUCAUCCAUCGUUAAGUACGAUAUUGCAAUAAUUUGUUCACUUCGUAGGGUACCAGCCGUACGUACGUGGUCUUUGUUUCUGUGUUUUUAUGCUGUUUUGUUUUGGGUGUACUAGUGUACCUUCACUGUGGUCGUACGUUUAGCUACCUCUUAUGAUCGGAGCUCCGAUGAUCGUGAUCAGUUGUACGUGUCUGUCAUUGCUGAUUUUAAUUUUCACGUUUUAGUUC
Molecule: messenger RNA, 745 nt
Organism: Juglans microcarpa x Juglans regia
Lineage: Eukaryota; Viridiplantae; Streptophyta; Magnoliopsida; Fagales; Juglandaceae
Product: glycine-rich protein 23-like
Exons: 1
Coding region: 25-513 (162 amino acids)
Source: RefSeq, a predicted model, not a curated record